Molecule: messenger RNA, 3335 nt
Organism: Phycodurus eques (leafy seadragon)
Lineage: Eukaryota; Metazoa; Chordata; Actinopteri; Syngnathiformes; Syngnathidae
Gene: napab
Product: N-ethylmaleimide-sensitive factor attachment protein, alpha b
Exons: 11
Coding region: 109-996 (295 amino acids)
Biological process (GO): SNARE complex disassembly; synaptic transmission, glutamatergic; intracellular protein transport
Cellular component (GO): terminal bouton; synaptobrevin 2-SNAP-25-syntaxin-1a complex; vacuolar membrane
Molecular function (GO): syntaxin binding; soluble NSF attachment protein activity
Source: RefSeq, a predicted model, not a curated record
UUUGUGACGACUAGUGACAAAUCAACGGCCGCCGCUAAUGCUACAAGUUUGUUGACGUUUCGCUAUUUUGUCACCUCCUCUCUCCAAACUGAGAGACUCGCCGCCAACAUGGACAACAGCGGCAAAGAGAAGGAAGCCACUGCUUUGAUGGCCGAGGCCGAGAAGAAGUUAAAGUCCUCGCAGUCGUUUCUCGGGGCGCUUUUCGGGGGUUCCUCCAAGCAGGAGGAGGCCUGUGACCUGUAUGUGAGGGCCGCCAACAUGUUCAAGAUGGCCAAGAACUGGUGUGCGGCAGGAAACGCCUUCUCCCAGGCGGCCCGCCUCCACCUGCAGAUGCAGAGCAAACACGACGCAGCCACCAACUUCAUAGACGCCGGAAACGCCUUCAAAAAAGCCGAUCCGCAAGAGGCCACAAACUGUCUAAACCGAGCUAUCGAGAUAUACACAGAUAUGGGCCGCUUCACCAUCGCGGCCAAACAUCACAUCAGCAUCGCCGAAAUCUAUGAGACAGAGAUGGUGGACAUUGACAAAGCCAUUGCUCACUAUGAACAAGCGGCAGAUUAUUACAAAGGCGAAGAAUCCACCAGUUCAGCCAACAAGUGCCUUUUGAAGGUCGCCACUUACGCCGCCCAGCUGGAGCAAUACCCCAAAGCCAUUGAGAUCUACGAGCAGGUGGGCACUCAUGCCAUGGACAGCACGCUGCUCAAAUACAGCGCCAAGGAUCACUUCUUUAAGGCGGCACUGUGUCAUUUCUGCGUGGACAUGCUGAAUGCCAAACUGGCUGUGCAGAAGUAUGAAGAAAUGUUCCCAGCCUUUUCAGACUCUCGAGAGUGCAAACUGGUAAAGAAACUUCUAGAUGCGUACGAAGAACAGAAUGUGGAUGCCUACACCGACUCGGUUAAGGAGUAUGACACCAUCUCGCGGCUGGAUCAAUGGCUCACCACCAUGCUCCUGCGCAUCAAGAAGACCAUAGAGGAGGACGAGAGCGACCUGCGCUGACCUCCCUUCCGCUCUCACCACAGCUUCUCCUGUUUUUGCCUUGACUCUCCCUUACCUUUAAGCCCUUAUAUCCCCCUUUCGUAGCAUCCACAGGAUCUGAUAUCACAGUAUGACCACAAUCCUCCUGAGUACAUUCAAUUGUUAGUCUGUUACCAUAUUGCCAGCACGUUUAGAAUACAGUAAUCCCCCGCUAUUCACGGAGAAUCAGGCCCAAGCCCUGCCGUAAAUCACGAAAAAACAUGAGUAACUGACCCCAAACAUGUUUUAAAUUCCUUAUAUUAAUAGAUUAAACCAUAGAUGUACCACAAACUAUGAUCCCAAAACAGUUUAUAAACAUUUCAAACUCAUUUUACAACAUUACCCUUAAAUAUAAAUGGCUUACAGAUAAAUUGCAACCUGAGCGGGCGUGUGCAUGCAUGUGGCAAAGACUCUCUUUUACAACCCAGAUGUAUCAUUUCAACAAUACUUUCUUGGACCAACUGUAUUAAGUAACUUGGCAUUAAAAAUUGGUAAGAAAAUUUAUAUUCCUAUUACAAAUUCAUUGAAACAAAUGGUACAUGUUGUUUAUUCCAUGCAAAAAAUUACAGAAAAUCUCCAUAUAUCGACGUAAGCACCAGUGGCGUCAACAGCAAACCAACAAAACAGAAGACCGGCCAUCUGGAAAAUAUAAAUAAAAUACGAUAUAAGACAUGAAAGGGAUUUUUUUUUUCUUCAUGAAUACUUUGCAUGUGCCACUACUAAUCAAAACAAGAUAUUCUGGUUAAUAUUGCAUUCAUGGAAUAACAACGAAACAGAAUAAUUCAUCAUUCUCCUGCAAUCUCGGGGGGUGGCCAUUUGAGGCAAUAUCACCCUCUGCUAGCGACCGAAAUUAACGUCACAACUACCGAUGCUGAACUAAACCAAAAAACAUGUUUCCAGACUCCCUGUUUAUGUUGUGGGUUGCUUACACGAUAGCUUGAACCUGAACUUGGUAAAAUGUUUAAACAAACCCCCUCGCUUUACCAAACCUGGAAGCAUACACUGAGUCGGCAAACUUAUUGUUGGCAGGCUCCCUGUUUAUGUUGCGGUUGCUGACAUGAUCGUUUAAACAACAUUUUAGCAAAUGCAGGUUCAAACUAUCAUGUCAGCAACCCGCAGCAUACACAGGAAGUCUGAGAACCAGUUUUCCGCAUUUGGUCACAUGACGCAUGUAACCAUAGCGGGAGUAGUUGUGACAUUAAUUAGGGUCGUAAGCAGAAGGUUAUAUUGCUUAUAUAUUACUUCAGUGAGACUAAAAAUUCUAGUAGCAAUUUAUAAUGUGUAUCGGUAGUUACUUUUUGUCCACCCACCCUGUACUUUGGCACCAUCUUGUUGCACAAAAUUGUUUUGUCAACUGUCUUUUUGCGAGUAAAGGAUAGGUUUAAAAAAAAAAAAAAAAAAAAAAAAAAAAAAGCAAACAGGAAUUAAAAACAUAGUCACGGUUCACUAUUUGUUGGGGAUUCAUGAACAGCAAAUAAUCACCAGCAGUUGACCCCCUGCCUAAUUUUGAUUUAUAAUUGCCUAUGUUAAGAGUUUAAAUCAUAAAUGUACAACCAACUAUGAUGCCAAAACACUUGAAUAUCAUUUUGCAACAUUACCCUUAAAAUAAGUGGCUUAUGUAUGAUUCGUUUUUGAGCAAAAUGCAAAGACUCUUUGUAACAACCUAGACUAAACUUAGCUCCUCCCCAACAUGUAGAGCUUGUCUCUCAGUCGAGAUGAAUCACUACAAACAUACUUCCCACGACCAACUGUACUUCUUUCCUAUUUAGACAGGACUUUGGCACCAUCUUAGGGUGUUAGAGCACAAUAAGUUUUUCAGCAAAUAACAGAGGACAGGUUUGGGAACUGUGCGGGAGAUUACUGUAUCACUUUUCUUUCUGUAUAAAAGACCCAUCUGAUCUUUAAAUGUUUUGUUACCUCACAUGGAUCUUUCCCUCUAGGUGGUAUAGCUCCUCUAAUAAUAAUAACCACGAUUUCUUCAUCUCAGCUCCUCAGGAUGUGAAUCUCAUUUCCCCCCUCAAGAACUUUGUAUGUUUUUGUUCCACAAGUCACAAACAUUUGCGACAAGAGCAGUAGAGUAGCAGUUCUCCACCACCCAAUUUCCUUUUUUUUGUUUUUGUUUUAUGUGUGACUUGUUUGUGUGAAAAUCUCUUUUCUUAACUCUAGAGGCUUGAUGAUAGAGUGGAAACCUUCAAAGUGAACCCCCCCCCCCCCAGGAAAUCAUGUAAAAACCUUUGACUAUACAGGCAAUGUUUUAAGUCACAUUUUAAUAUUUGCAAUUAACCACUGUAUAAUGCAAAUAAAGCUAAAGUACAACUACA